Molecule: messenger RNA, 3009 nt
Organism: Phialemonium atrogriseum
Lineage: Eukaryota; Fungi; Ascomycota; Sordariomycetes; Cephalothecales; Cephalothecaceae
Exons: 3
Coding region: 119-2647 (842 amino acids)
Biological process (GO): magnesium ion transmembrane transport; intracellular magnesium ion homeostasis
Cellular component (GO): fungal-type vacuole membrane
Molecular function (GO): magnesium ion transmembrane transporter activity
Source: RefSeq, a predicted model, not a curated record
AGCUGCAAGGCCCUUCACCACUCAAUCCUUGGACCCACUCGCCCCAAUCGUGACCGAGAGUUCGCAUGCAUACAUACAGACGACAGGACUAGAGACAAACCCCAAGCCGAGUCUCACGAUGCAAUCCGCACAGGCUCGAGUUGGAUCCGAAGCUGCGGGCUCGGACUCUGCCACAGCUCAGCAUCCAUCCAGCCAGAAAACAAGGAAAAGGAAAGGCCAGAGGGCCGGGAAGAAGAAGAAGAGAGAACGGAGAAUGUCCUUCGCUGCUCCACUGGACGAGAUGACCGACGAUGCCAACCACCCCGAAGGCUUGGAUAGUCCCCACCCCCCCAACUUCUACUCAGUUCGCGAUAGCAACCUCAACAACCUCAGCAAUACAAGUAUUGAUAGUGAGGUGCUGUUAGACCAUAGAGAGCAACCACCCUCCCUACGGCCUCGCCGCCCCUCGAAUGUACCGCAACCAGCGUCGUUUCAGCAACACCAAAUCCCACAACCAACCAGCAGGCUGAGGACAGUCUAUUAUGGAGAGGACUCCGACUCUGACGAUGAAACAGCUCGACUGGACGAAGGCGCGCCCCUCCUUUCCGAUUCUGUUCGCCUGAGAUCAGACCCAGUGUUGAUGCAAUUCGGGGGCUAUGGAUCGAACAAUCCGCGCCCGGGAAGCGGAUCGCAUAGUCGCCGCGAUUCGAGCCGGACAAGCAGCAAGAGGAAGCUUCCCAACCAAUUCAUGCCUGGUGAUGGCAACUACAAUGUCAAUUACCCCCCCUCGGUUCCUGGAACGCCUCCGAUGCGGCCGUCUCAUCGGAUGGCCAUGAGCUUGGGGGAUGUGAUGCUCCGGGACGAGCUUGAAUUAGAUCGGCAUUCGGAUGAAGAAUGUUUGCCCGGCAUUGACAUCACGGAUGCCGGGCCCGGUCAAGGAUUUCAACCACCGCUUGAGCGGCGGCAUACGAUCUCCAUGGAGGCGGAGGAGGACGUGUGCUUUCCGCAUGAGGGGCUUUCUGAGAUGGCCGAUGACGACCUUCGCGUCCAAGACCCGACGGCAUAUCACAUGAGAGCUCGGCGGAGGCGAAAGAAGUGGCCGGAUCUGUCGAUACUCGACGAGUGGAGCAAGUUUGAGAAGGAAGGCCAAAGCGAGGAGCGCCGGGCCAAGAAAAUCACCGAGCCUCAGCUCGUUAACGGGAGAUUGCGACCUGUGCAUAAGGGUUGGUCUCAAACCACAGAGGUUUCUCCUUAUCGCUUCACCUAUUUCAACGAACAGUUCCCAAGCACCAUCCACAGCCAAUCAAUUUCCGAACUCAUACGGCCAGGAGGGAGCUUCAGGGAGCUAUUCAUCCCCGAUCCACCGCUUUUGUCAGAUUCCGAGGAGGACGAGGAGGACGAGGAGGAGGACCAUGCAGCUACUUUACGCCAGGUGCUCACUGGCCAGAAUUCUGAGGCAAAGGGCCCGAUAAAGCAACCGUCUGUCGCUACAACAACGGAAAGCCAUGCGGGAUCCCACAAGCAGAGCACGAUAUCGCCAUCCAGCGACGGUGAGACAGCACCAGCGUCAAAACAUAACUCGGGUGAGCAUAGUCAAGCCGAGCCAAGAUGGCCAGAGUUCCAUACGCCAGAGUACCAUACCGAAACCAAGACCCCGAGAUACGGCGAGCGUCCAGUCUGGUGGCUUGAUAUCCUCAGUCCCACAGAAGCCGAAAUGAAGGUCAUCUCCAAGGCUUUCGGCAUCCAUCCUCUCACCUCGGAGGAUAUCAUGGUCCAGGAGCCCAGAGAGAAAGUCGAGCUCUUCCGCAACUACUACUUCGUGACCUACCGUACUUUUGAGCAGGAUCGGAACAGCCAGGACUUCCUCGAGCCGGUCAACAUGUACGUUGUUGUCUUCCGCGAAGGGCUCCUGAGUUUCCACUUUUCCAUGACUCCCCACCCAGCGAAUGUCCGGCGUCGUGUCCGCCAGUUGCGGGACUAUCUUAUGAUAUCAUCGGAUUGGAUAUCGUACGCCAUAAUCGACGAUAUCACCGAUGUCUUUGUCCCAUUAAUCCAGGACAUCGAGGAGGAGGUGGAUGAUAUAGACGACACCGUCCUGCAGCUCCCCUCCAGCGACCGGGCGUCGAAGGAAAAAAGCAAGAAAGAGAACGAGAAGUCGGAUGCCACGUCACGAGACCGAGAAGGCGACAUGCUCCGGCGCGUGGGUGACUGCCGCAAGAAGGUCAUGAGUCUCUACAGACUGCUCAGCAAUAAGGCAGACGUCAUCAAGGGAUUCGCCAAGCGAUGUAAUGCGCACCUCGAGGUCGCGCCACGAUCAGAAAUCGGGCUAUACUUGGGCGAUAUCCAGGACCACAUUGUGACAAUGACCGGGAAUUUGAGUCACUACGAAAAGAUCCUCGCUCGAUGUCAUGCCAACUACAUCGCCCACAUCAACAUCCGAAUGAACGAGCGGCAAGAGCAGACUGCCGAUGUUCUCGGAAAACUUACGGUUCUCGGAACCAUCGUCCUACCCAUGAACAUCAUAACAGGACUGUGGGGUAUGAACGUCUGGGUUCCCGGGCAAGACCACGAGGGAGACUUGAAGUGGUUUGUGGUCAUCACGAUUGGACUUUUGAUGUUCGGUUUAGCCUGCUACUGGACAGCAAAGCGAGUAUACCGGAUCGUCUGAGGGGGAAUCCGGCAACGAGAGCCGAAUCGCAGAAUACGGAUACUAUGGUUGUAUUGUACAUAAGGAUGGCAGGUGAUGGACUAGGAAGGAUCAGCUGAUGCAUGGGCGUUGAGGUCUACGGUGUUUUGGAUAUUCAGGGCAGAGGGAGCACAUAUACAAGGAUAGAACUCUACAUAGGCCCCGCCGGCUUUUCAUUGCAGACAUCUUCCAGCGAGUUGGGCAACACAUAUCGUCGUCUACCAUCUCUGUACCCACGCCGGGGCGUGCCUCUAGUUGAGCUGCAGUCACCGGAAUCUCCCACCAAAAAAGCACCUAGCCACGGGCACGUGACUCCGCCUCUUUUAAACCCGCGCGAGAAAUUU